CAUUAGCAUCUAGCCAGGAACUGACUCAACUGACAGCUUGUGUGAGUUAACGCCAACUGGAAUACCUCAGAGGACUUUUUUACCUCGUGUCUCUUCAUUGGAUUAUUUAGACCCGACCCACAUUUAGGUGUAGGAGUGUUUGUGGGGGAGAGAGCCACGUGUACAGGAACUGUUUCUGACAGCUGACUGGAAAUUGCAGGUAACUAUGGCUGUCUGGAGGAAACUGUGGUGCAGGAACCUGCUGUCGGUGUCCCUGCUGCUCUGCGUCCUGCUACUCACCGUAGACGUUAACGCACGGCCUGCCAACAUGUCGGCGGUUAAAGAAAAGUCUCCGGCAGGCAAGGACGACAACGAGAUUCUCCCCCCGGACCACCUGAACGGGGUGAAGAUGGAGAUGGACGGCCACCUCAACAAGGACUUCCACCAGGAGGUUUUCCUGGGGAAAGAGAUCGAGGAAUUUGAGGAGGACUCGGAGCCGAGGAGGAACAGGAAGAAGCUGAUUGAGAUUUUCACAAAAGUUGAUUCCAACAAGGACAAGAGCGUUAGUGCCAAAGAGAUGCAGCGGUGGAUCAUGGAGAAGACGGAGGAGCACUUCCAGGAGGCCAUGGUGGAGAACAAGAACAGUUUCCGUGGUGUGGACCCCGAUGCUAACGGUCAAGUGACAUGGGACGAGUACAGAGUCAAAUUCCUGGCCAGCAAAGGUUUCAACGAGAAGGAAAUUGCUGAGAAAGUGAAGAAUAAUGAAGAUCUGAAACUGGAUGAGGAAACUCAGGAGGUUUUGGAGAGCCUGAAGGACCGCUGGUUCCAGGCCGACAACAGCCCCAACGACCAGCUGCUGAACGAGCAGGAGUUCCUGUCCUUCCUGCACCCCGAGCACAGCAAGGGCAUGCUGAAGUACAUGGUCAAGGAGAUUGUGCGCGACCUAGACCAGGACGGAGAUAAGAAGCUGACGCUCUCAGAGUUCAUCUCGCUGCCUGUGGGCACCGUGGAGAACCAGCAGGCGCAGGACAUCGAUGACGACUGGGUGCGGGAGAGGAAGAAGGAGUUCGAGGACGUCAUCGACUCAGACCGGGACAGCAUCGUAACCAUGGCCGAACUGGAGGAGUACAUGGACCCGAUGAACGAGCACAACGCUCUGAACGAGGCCAAGCAGAUGAUUGCCGUCGCAGACGAAAACCAGAAUCACAAUUUGGAGCUGGACGAGAUUCUCAAGUACAGCGAAUACUUCACGGGCAGCAAGCUCAUGGAUUACGCCAGAAAUGUCCACGAGGAGUUUUAGAGACAGUGAAUCCCCUCUCUAACGGCUUCAGAGACACGCCAGAUGGGGCAGAAGUAGCAAACUAAUCAUGGGACGCUUUAGUGUGCAGCCCCUUUUAGAUCCAAUAGAGUGGUGCAGGGAUGAUGGAUUGUUUUAGGCUGACCUGUGAGUUUUUUCCCUUGGAUUUAGGAAUAUUGCCUAAAAUAAGAUCUUUGGCAAACACACGUUAAUGAUACUUACAAGUUUUCUUCAGCAGGAUAAUCUCCACAUAUUUACACCACUUUGAUGAUUUGUUUUUUGUAAGCGUAAAUGCAAUCGCUGGAAGUAAAACGCUAACAUUAGGAUAUAAACAAACUACAUCUCAUGACUGCAUAUUAGCACCGCUAAGCUAACCGUCGCUAAUGUGCGGCGUGAUAACGUUAAGUAGUUGUUUUAAUCACUUUCUAGCACAUUUUUCUGACAUAGCGGUUCCGAAUUUGGCUAUUUAUUUGAUGUAUUGGAGCAAAACCUGAACAUCUCAUGCUUUUUUUUUUAACCACGAACCUUAUUUCUAACUAAAAGCAUGUUAAAAAAAACGUUGAGUCAGAGACGAGGGAACCAGAAGGGGUCAAAUAAAUUAAACUAAUAACCUAGAACUCAUUCCUGUACCACUCUAUGAAAACAUCCAUCCAUCAGCCCUGGACUGCCAGCCAAUAAAGUUAAUAUGGUUUGUGAGACUUUUUUCUUUUAAAUGUUAGGCCCUAAAUCUAACUGUAUUUGUGUGAAAUGUGUGUAUAUGAGAGAUUGUAACCCCUAAUAGACGCUUCCGUUCCUGAUGCAGUGGGGAGACUUGUUUAUUCUGCAGGAUAUGCCUCCUCCAUUUUUUUAUCUGGCGAGUCUGUGCACAGUGUAAAUAUUUAAUUGUAGCAACGCCUCUGUCGCAGAGAGAAGCUGAGUAAAUAUAUUAUUAAUGCUGCUAAAGGACACACAUUAUAGAGAUGCUAUGAAAAACAAACAGUUUAUUGUUGACGUGCAGAUUUAAUCCCCAAAAAAUAAAAGGUUAAAGAUUUUUUUUUUUUUACAACUCUGCUAGUUUUCAUUGUAGAUAAUAUCCGUCCUACUUAUAAACAGGGUACAAGUACAGAUGUAUAGCUUUUAAAAGUUAUAAAAGCCUCAAUGAUGUACAGUGAUCCUGCUCAGCACAUGUUUUCAUCAACAGUUUGCGUUCAGAGUAAUAUAUGAGAGUAGUGUGCCUUUUUCCCAGCAGACAUUUUGACCUAUUGCAGUGUGUGAAAGUUCAAAAGGUCCCCUGUGUGUAAAGGCCUAUUGUUUUGUUCUUUAUUAAAAAGCUUAAUUCAUGCUUGUGUUAAGAUGUAGAUAAAGAGGAAUGUAUUUAUUUGGAGAGCUACAUCUUUGAGUAUCACAAGUGUUUUGUUGGUUUACAAAGAACGGGUGCUCCUUCUUCAUCAUAUUUGAUCUGUUGACUAAAAUGUGAAAUCUUUUGGUUCAUUCACUUUUUGUUUCAAAUGCAUGGACAAUGUUUUCACAUGUCUAAUAAAUUCAGCUCGGAUCACACUGUCCUCGGCCCUGUUUGGAUUGUAAAAUAAGAUUUAUGAAAACAGAAUGUGACACAGCUUUAUAAAAAAUGUAUUGCAAUUACUGGGAAACAAUAAAUAUUUCUUAUUAAUUAAA
Notothenia coriiceps (black rockcod) is the source of this 2929-nucleotide messenger RNA. It is a transcript of the gene sdf4, whose product is annotated as stromal cell derived factor 4. The transcript is spliced from 7 exons. Gene Ontology annotation, biological process: calcium-ion regulated exocytosis. Gene Ontology annotation, cellular component: endoplasmic reticulum. Gene Ontology annotation, molecular function: calcium ion binding. NCBI's taxonomy places the organism in Eukaryota, Metazoa, Chordata, Actinopteri, Perciformes, Nototheniidae. The record is from RefSeq and is a predicted model, not a curated record. Bases 206 to 1279 code for a protein of 357 amino acids.